Molecule: messenger RNA, 2166 nt
Organism: Penicillium odoratum
Lineage: Eukaryota; Fungi; Ascomycota; Eurotiomycetes; Eurotiales; Aspergillaceae
Product: transcription factor TFIIIC subunit TFC6
Exons: 2
Coding region: 1-2166 (721 amino acids)
Biological process (GO): transcription by RNA polymerase III
Cellular component (GO): transcription factor TFIIIC complex
Molecular function (GO): protein binding
Source: RefSeq, a predicted model, not a curated record
AUGCCUCCCGGCCGCAGAUCCGGCCGCGUCAAGGGUCGCAAAACCCUCUACACUGAGGAUCCUUUUGUAUCGGCUGGAAUCAUCGAUGAUGACUCAGACUCUGAAAAGAUUGACAAAGCAAGCAAGGCUAAGAGGGUGAAAAGAGAGAAUUCCGUGUCCGACGAAGAAUUUGUCGCGGGCUCAGAUCCGGGUGUCGCCAACCCAGAAGAAGACGAGGGAUCUGCAGAUGAGGAUGGUGAAGCUGAAUCUGGUGUGGACGAAGAUGGUGAUAUAAUAGAUGUUGAUGAAAUCGGGGAUGUCCCCAAGAAAAAACAACCUCAACACUCCCAACCACCAAAAGUGAAUAUGCAGGCAGCCUAUGGCACCAUUUCUUUAUCGCCAGAUAACACACAUUAUCGGGGUAUCAUGGAUUCUCGAGACCAUGUCUCGAAGCUUAUGUCGUAUACCUUGACUUAUGGUUCCGAUGACCGAGACCUAGGCCUCACAAUCCACAUGCGAGGCCGAUGGCGUUGGGGUCGGGACUCUACGUUUCCUACUCGUGUUUCCUUAGAAAAUACCGACGGAGAGUCCGAUUCACCCUACGGUCCAACAUUGGGCAUUUCUCCAGAUCUUCUGGAGAAAGAACGGACAUUAGGCUGGAACUGGUACUAUGAGCAUGAGGAUGGCGAGAGGUUUCGAAGGAAACAACGACUUGAUAUGAAAAUUACAGAGAUUGACGUGCGUCGAGAUUAUCUGCCGCGACCGAAGUCCAAACAGCAUACAGUUCUGAUGGGACCAAUAGAUGACCAACAAGCUUUUCAUCUCGGUUACCACGACUGUAUUGAUUUCGGCCCGGCCUGGGGUUCCAAAAAGGCGCAAAAAAGCAAUGAACUGGAGAAGAUACGUGAGGGGUGGAUCAUCAACAUUGGACAGAAAAUUCAAUGCAUGGCGUGGGCUCCCAACCAAAAUGGCGUAUCUCAGUAUCUGGCUGUGGCUGCACCAGUCACCGAUGCACAAAAAAACGGUUACAAGACCCCUACAAGUAAUCCAAUCUCCUCAUUUGUGCCAUCACCCUCAUAUCCUGGAACAAUUCAACUAUGGGAAUUCCGGGCCAAAGAAGCCGGCACCCAAAGAAAUACUAUUGACAUGUCUUUCGAACCACAACUUCGUUUACUAUUGUGUUCGGAGUGGGGGGAUCUGAGACGUAUGGCCUGGUGCCCCAUGGGGCGAGAAAAGCGAGGCGACGCCGACAAAGGUUUAAUAGACAUCGGCCUUCUGGCUGGAGUCUGGGGCGAUGGAAAGGUGCGGGUGCUGGACAUAAAGCUACAUCAAGGCUCCAGUACACUAAAAUAUGCCAAAAUCAUGUCGCCAGCAUUUGAGGCAAUCCCCACCUCGACUGUCUGUACGUGUUUGACCUGGCUCUCACCCAGCGACAUCGCAGUAGGCUGUGGAAAUGGUUUUGUCGCCGUUUACAGCAUUCUACCUUGCUCCACUUCCGAACCUCAGCCCUACUUCUAUCAUCAAAUUCAUGCAACCUACGUGCUGAACAUCACAUCCAUAUACCCAACAAACCCACACCUUAUCUCAACCAUUUCAGUCGAUGGUGAGACUCGCUUAUGGUCUAUUCUUGAACCUCAGAGCGAGACCACUGGCACGGUUCGAGUGCGGCUAGCUUCCUCUCACCUUAGCUUCUCCCCGGUUCUUCAGUCAGUGUGCUCCAGUGAUGAAAAUGAAUAUGGACGAAUCAUGCCAAUCCGACGAUUCUUUGCCACCGCCACUGCUUGCAGGAUCCUCAGCACCGUCUCUGCCCUCGCUCCGUGCAGUUUCUGGCAUCCCAGCCUCCUCUAUGGUGGGACGGGAGGUGAGGUAUUGGCGACAAAUCCUCUACGAAAAACGUUGCAUCCAAAGGAAACACAGUGGCAACAGAUAUGGUUUACUCACGACUGGGCGUCUCGAUCUGAAGUCGACCACCCGGGUGUCAGCCGUUUCUACGAGGGAUUCAGUGCGGAAACUCAGGGCACGUUACGCAAUGGAGAGCCCCGGCCAAUGGGAUUUAGUCUUACCACCAUUCAUGAAGAAGGCACACACGUCACAGCGCUGGGGUGGAAUCCCAACCGCCUGUGUGCCGCCUGGGGCAGCGCCGCGCUUGGUUGUGGUCUACUGCGGGUUGAAGAUCUUGCCGUGUAG